CGUUGCAGUCUCACUCCCGCACACAGACUCCGACACCAACACGCUCCCUGCGCCAAAAGCCACACACCGGAGCUGCUCGUAAACGAGACGUCGUGGCAAGACCAAGCGAUGACUAAGAGCACAAAUGUGCAGCGGGAAUCGACAGCGCUGCCCAAUCUCUUUAAAAGCAUCGGCUAGCAAUCUACAGUCGUCAAGCUUGCCUGGAUGUUUGCAGGAUCGAGACGUAACAGAAGCAAGGAUGACAGGAAGCACUGAAAGACGUUCCAUCAAGGAAAGUAUAAAGUGGAGAGCUGACAGAAGGGUAACGUUCCAGGUCUCGGAAGAGAACUAGAUCUCUCUUGGGAGGAUCAAGAGCAGUGAAAUGCUCUCAUCCAGCAACCAACCCGAUCGGACAAACUGCAGCCCUUUUGUAGCUGGGGAGAGGUCUCAAUGAUGCUACAAAAAAAAAAAAAUGUGCAGAUUCCUGCAGGGAAACAGGAUUUCUGAAACAGAUGGAGAACGUUUUAUUGUAAAUAUAUAAACAAACAUUAUAAAAUAAAUAAAUUAAAAAAAAAAAAAUAGAGCAAGGAAUGAUGAAUGCCAACAGUGAGCUCUGCAUAUACACACAUCCUGUAUGGAAAAUCCAUUGGUACAGCCAUGGACUGCAUGGGGAAAUGUAUAUAAUGUUGGGGAAAAUGUUAAUUGGUUAGGUCAUCUCCUGGAAUGAAGAAAUUCAUGGAUGUAAUGAAAUUCAAAGAGUAAAAAAAAAAAAAAAAAAACUAAAUCAAUGCUCUCAAUGGCCUACACCAUUCUGUCCUACGGAUUUUGGAUGUUUGUGAGACAUCACGUGGAAAAGAAUGGGCAGGAUAAGGGAUCAUUUUAAAUCUUGAUGCAACACAGACUAUUCAGGUCUGUGGAUAAAUAAAUCUAUCAUGCCAAGGCCAGGACUGCUGUGCAUAACCAGAAUAAAGGAUCUAUCACUGGAACAGAAAAAAUGCACUGGCCCCAAAAGAGCAGCUCUCUGUCUUAUAAGCCCUUUGUCUUUCCUCUGGUUAGGCCUAGUGAAUUAUAUCCUGUUAGGCUGCUGUCCAGGGGUGUUUGCUGGAGAGACUUGGGGCAUGGUCUCCAUCUGCCCUUUCCACUGUGUGUGUCGGAACCUAUCGGAGUCUUUAAGCACACUCUGCGUUAAUAAAGGACUGCUCUUUGUCCCACCCAAUAUUGACCGACGCACUGUGGAGCUCCAUCUUGCAGACAACUACAUCUUGGAGGUUGGUGGGCCUGACUUUGCCAACAUGACGGGAUUAGUGGAUCUGACCCUGUCUCGAAACACCAUUCAUGCCCUGCGCCCACUCGCUUUUGGAGAUUUGGAAAGCCUACGGUCACUUCACCUGGACACCAACCGCUUGACUGUGGUGGGACCUCAGGAUUUAACAGGCCUUCUUAACCUUCAGCAUCUGUUCAUAAACAACAACCAGCUUACAGAUGUCUCAGCCGAUGCUUUUGAUGACUUCCUUUUAACCCUGGAAGACUUGGACUUGUCCUACAACAACCUUCGCAGGAUUCCCUGGGAAGCCAUUCAGAACAUGGCCAGCCUAAGUACGCUCAACUUGGACCACAACCUCAUAGACCAGAUUGCUGAGGGCUCGUUCAGUGAACUCUACAAACUCUCCCGUCUGGAUAUGACCUCAAACAGGCUCCAGACACUUCCUCCUGAUCCCUUGUUCUCUCGCUCACAAAUCGGGGUAAUCAGCCCAACACCCUACAAUGCCAUCAUCAGUCUGAAUUUUGGUGGAAACCCUCUGCACUGUAACUGUGAGCUGUUGUGGCUGAGGAGGCUGAUCCGUGAGGAUGACAUGGAGACCUGUGCCACACCUACACACCUUGCUGGACGUUACUUCUGGUCAAUCCCAGAGGAAGAGUUUAUAUGUGAGCCUCCACUAAUCACCCGCAACACUAACAAGCUGUGGGUCCUAGAGGGGCAGAGGGCCAUGCUUAAGUGCCGUGCUAUUGGUGACCCUGAGCCAGUAAUCCACUGGGUAUCCCCAGAUGACCGAAUUGUGGCCAACUCUAGCCGCAUACACUCGUAUUACAACGGAACACUGGAUUUUCUGGUAACCCGCGCCAGAGAUGAUGGAGCUUAUACCUGCAUUGCCAUCAACGCAGCUGGGGAGUCCACUGCCCAGGUGGAGUUGAAAAUCAUUCCACUUCCACACAGAGGAAAUGGAACAGUCCCGCUUAUUAAUCCCAGAGACCCUGGUGCCUCUGAUAUGAGUCACGGUAGAGGAGGGGCUGUAGGAGGGAUGGUAACAGCAAAGAAUGCAACAGGAGGUGAAGGCGAGAAUGAAGCAAGCAGCAGAAGCACUGGACCUGAGCGAUUAGUGGAAGUUCAGGAAGUGACGUCUAACUCUGCUGAGGUACACUGGUUUAUGGGCAGAACUUCAAUGCCUUACUUGGUGUGGAUGUACCAGAUUCAGUACAAUAGCACAGCUGACGAUGCCCUUGUGUACAGAAUUCUGCCACCUACAAGUAAUAGUUUCAUGCUGAAAAACCUUGUCUCAGGUGCAGACUACAGCUUGUGUGUUUUGGCCAUUUUUGACGAAAGCAUCUCCACCAUGGCCACCACAAAAGUGUUAGGUUGCACCCAGUUCAGCACUAAAGAGGAUUAUCCAGAAUGCCGCUCUCUGCAGGCUCACUUCCUCGGAGGCACACUGACAGUGAUGGUAGGUGGGGUGGUGGUGGUGACAUUGCUGGUCUUCACCGUGGCUAUGAUGAUGCGACACAGAGUGUGUGGAGGUUGUCAAGAGCACGUCGGGCUGUCAGGCGAGUUCCUGCCAGCUAAAGGGGUGGAUGUUUACGCCCAGACAAACGGAAAUAACAGCAUGAUGAUGGUGGCCUUGCCAAACAGGUUGCUGGCGCAGCAAACAAGAGCGAUCCAGGCCAAAGCCAAGCAUAAGGAGCACAUGCUGGUCAAACAGAGCAAUGAGCCUCAUUGCAGUCAGAACUCAGACAUGGACCUGGUGAGGCAGAAACCCAAUGACUCUUUCACACCACAGAGUGAUAAAGUGACAUUUUACUGCUCCCCAGCCAAGCGCGCACACACCUUGCCGCACACGUCACACAAAGCUAUGACGCAUGACUGCAGGCUGAAGCUUCGAAGGUCUCUAGAGAGAGAAAAAGACAAAGCCAUAGUGCAAGGUGUAAAGCAAUCAUUGGUCUCACUUGCCCUCGCUCAGACAGGGCAGGUGGGAGAGGAAAGCAGAUCAAAUUGGCCUGGAGAGAGGUGUGUUCUAGGGGCCAAGCGCAGCUGCUCUUUCGAUGCAGGUGACAUCACCACCACCACAUGUUACAGCUAUGGCAAGUGGCUGAGCGUCAACUGGACCCGCCGCAGUCAGUCGCUGCACAGCAUGCUGGUCCACUGCGCGUCCACUACCAGCACAUCCAGCACAGCUAGCGAGCAGUAUAACCACGUACUGGUGCAUGGAUACCUGCACGCCUAUGCCUCCAACAACUCAAACUCCAACUCAAAUUCAAACUGUAGCAUGGAUGCCAAUCCUGGAGACCUGGAGGAAAGUAUGGUGUAGUGACUGAAAAAGCAAAACUGGUAAAUAAAGAUUAAGCUGGUGGAAAAACCAUGUUCAGCAUGUGCCAAGCUAAUAAAUGUGCCACUCAAAACACAGAAAAUGUAGAUGUUUUCAUACAAUUCAAGCAAGGAAAGCAAAAGAAAAAAAACCCAAAUACAUAUAAAUAACUAAAUAAAUAAAAUGCU
Tachysurus vachellii is the source of this 3745-nucleotide messenger RNA. It is a transcript of the gene lrfn4a, whose product is annotated as leucine rich repeat and fibronectin type III domain containing 4a. Lineage: Eukaryota; Metazoa; Chordata; Actinopteri; Siluriformes; Bagridae. Gene Ontology annotation, molecular function: protein binding. The record is from RefSeq and is a predicted model, not a curated record. The transcript is spliced from 4 exons. Bases 912 to 3560 code for a protein of 882 amino acids.